UGCUCCUGCUGCUAGUAUAUCAGUACUAGCUGGACCCUUGCCCCUCCCCCUCAUCUCGCCACUGCUCGAUCCGGCGACUGCCACCAGCAGCAGUCUCAGCUCCCAACUCACCGACGGAGGCCAUGGCGCGGGAGCAGGCGCUGCUCUCGACGGAGAUCGUGAACCGCGGCGUGGAGCCGUCGGGGCCGGACGCCGGGUCGCCGACGUUCUCGGUGCGCGUGCGCCGCCGUCUGCCGGACUUUCUGCAGUCGGUGAACCUCAAGUACGUGCGGCUGGGGUACCACUACCUCAUCAGCCACGGCGUGUACCUGGCGACCAUCCCGGUCAUCGUGCUGGUGUGCGGCGCCGAGGUGGGCAGCCUCAGCCGGGACGAGCUGUGGAACAAGGUGUGGGGGGAGGCCACCUAUGACCUCGCCACCGUGCUCGCCUUCCUCGCCGUCCUCGCCUUCACCAUCUCCGUCUACAUCAUGUCCAGGCCCAGGCCCGUCUACCUCAUCGAUUUCGCCUGCUACAAGCCCGCCGACGAGCUCAAGGUGUCCAAGGCGGAGUUCAUCGACCUGGCUCGCAAGUCGGGCAAGUUCGACGAGGACAGCCUGGCGUUCCAGUCUCGGCUACUCGCCAAGUCCGGCAUCGGCGACGAGUCCUACAUGCCGCGCUGCGUCUUCGAGCCCAACGUCAACUGCGCCACCAUGAAGGAGGGCCGCGCGGAGGCGUCCACGGCCAUGUUCGCCGCCCUGGACGAGCUCUUCGACAAGUGCCGCGUCCGUCCCAAGGACGUGGGCGUGCUGGUCGUCAACUGCAGUCUCUUCAACCCGACCCCGUCGCUGUCGGCCAUGAUCGUGAACCACUACAAGAUGCGCGGGAACAUCCUGAGCUACAACCUCGGCGGCAUGGGGUGCAGCGCGGGCGUCAUCGCCAUCGACCUUGCACGCGACAUGCUGCAGGCGAGCGGCGCGGGGCUCGCCGUCGUGGUGAGCACGGAGGCGGUCUCCUUCACGUGGUACCCCGGGAAGCGGCGGUCGAUGCUGAUCCCGAACGCCUUCUUCCGCGCGGGUUGCGCGGCGGUGCUGCUCUCGAACCGGCGGCGCGACUUCCACCGCGCCAAGUACCAGCUGGAGCACGUGGUGCGCACGCACAAGGGCGCCGACGACCGGGCGUUCCGGUCCGUGUACCAGGAGGAGGACGAGCAGCGGAUCAAGGGCCUGUCCAUCAGCCGCGACCUGCUGGAGGUGGGCGGGCACGCGCUCAAGACCAACAUCACCACGCUGGGGCCCCUGGUGCUGCCCUUCUCGGAGCAGCUGCUUUUCUUCGCCGGGGUGCUGUUCCGCCACCUGUUCCCGUCCAAGACCUCCACACCGCCGCCGGCGACGACACCCGGGGACGCCUCCGCCGCGGCCCCCUACAUCCCGGACUUCAAGCGCGCGUUCGAGCACUUCUGCAUGCACGCGGCGAGCCGCGACGUGCUGGAGCACCUGCAGAGCAACCUGGGCCUGCGCGACGGCGACCUGGAGGCCUCCCGCGCGGCGCUGCACCGCUUCGGCAACACCUCCAGCAGCAGCAUCUGGUACGAGCUGGCGUACCUGGAGGCCAAGGGCCGCGUCCGCAGGGGCGACCGCGUGUGGCAGCUCGCCUUCGGGUCCGGGUUCAAGUGCAACAGCGCCGUGUGGCGCGCCGUCCGACGCGUGCGCCGCCCGUCGCGCAGCCCCUGGCUCGACUGCGUCGACCAGUACCCGGCGCGCAUGGACGCCUAGUAAGUUGAUGAUGGUGGUCUCUGUCUAAUCUGUCGCGUGCGCCCUGCGCUGCCUGCCUUUAAUUAUAUGCUACCGAUGAUCCAUGGAUGGAAUAGGACGCGAUCGAUCUGCAUGCGUGUAACUUUGGUUUGUGUUGCUUGUUUAGCGGUUUAAGGGAGAGAGAAGAGACACUAGUACCAUAAUGGAUGCGCCUGCGUGCGCGCCGUGGAAGUGCUUCUAGGUUUUAUUUGGUUUUUGCUAUAACUUUUCAGCCCUCCUGUUUAUUCUUCUCCUUUUAUGCAUAAUAUAGACGUUAAUGUUUCAAAUUA
Molecule: messenger RNA, 2059 nt
Organism: Setaria italica (foxtail millet)
Lineage: Eukaryota; Viridiplantae; Streptophyta; Magnoliopsida; Poales; Poaceae
Product: 3-ketoacyl-CoA synthase 10
Exons: 2
Coding region: 123-1751 (542 amino acids)
Biological process (GO): fatty acid biosynthetic process
Cellular component (GO): membrane
Molecular function (GO): acyltransferase activity, transferring groups other than amino-acyl groups
Source: RefSeq, a predicted model, not a curated record